This is a messenger RNA of Suillus subaureus, 1026 nucleotides long. RefSeq lists its product as uncharacterized. Bases 1 to 1026 code for a protein of 341 amino acids. The record is from RefSeq and is a predicted model, not a curated record. The transcript is spliced from 5 exons. NCBI's taxonomy places the organism in Eukaryota, Fungi, Basidiomycota, Agaricomycetes, Boletales, Suillaceae.
AUGGUAUAUAUAGUCCCCCUCAUCAUCUUCAUGGACAACAUUUCCAGCAACAUAUCAAAACAAUGGAACAAACACCACACAAUCUACAUGUCAAUCAUGAACCUCCUACAUGAAAUGCUGGAGAAAGAGUUCUUUGUGCGCUUCAUUAUAUCCUCACCACAUGCCACUCCCAUGGAACUUAUGUGGGCAAUGAAACAGUCCAUUUGUAAUGCAGCUACAUCUGGGGUCACUGCAUGGGAUUGCAAAGACAAUGAAGAAGUGUUAUUGAUCCCAUGUGGGCUUUCCACUGCUGGUGACAACCCAAUGCAAGCAGAAGAAUGUAGUCAUGCAGGAUUGAACUGCAACUACUUCUGCCAGAUGUGUGACAUCAGUGGAACAAAGGAGUACAAAGCUUCUAAGGAUGGCUAUAGCAGCCUGUUUGCAUCAGGCAAUCUUCAAACACCAGAAGGCACUGUUGCAAACAUCUGGGAACAGUUUGAGAUGGUGCUGAAGCCUGGCACUACUGAGAAAAUCAAGAAUUUGAAGCUUCGAAAACGUACAGUCAGCAUUCAAGCAAAGUCCAAAGCUGAAGUCACAGCUGCACUGGAGAGAGAAUUUGAAGAGCUUCUACAAGGUGACAAGCUUGAAGACACCCUCAACCCAUUAUUGGGAAUGAACAGGCUCAACAUGCACAUGGAUAUGCCAAUGGAAAUACUGCACACUGUGCUACUUGGCAUUGUGAAGUAUUUUUGGGGACAAACCAUAUUUUUACUCAACAAAGCGAAGCUUAUGGACAUUUUUCAAACCUGUCUCCAGUCCAUUGACACAGAUAGACUGAAUGCUCCGUACUUGAAUGCAGGAUACAUCUGCCAUUACAAGGGUAGUCUGAUUGGAAAGCACUUCAAGAGCCUGUCACAGGUGAUGCCAUUCAUAAUCUACAACCUUGUCCCUUCAACAGUCCUCAAUGCCUGGACAAUAAUGGGUGAACUCAUUGUAUUCAUCUGGCACAUGAAGAUUCUGAAUACCAAAGCCUAUCUUGUAGGUUAA